Megalops cyprinoides (Indo-Pacific tarpon) is the source of this 5548-nucleotide messenger RNA. RefSeq names its product insulin receptor substrate 1 (gene irs1). NCBI's taxonomy places the organism in Eukaryota, Metazoa, Chordata, Actinopteri, Elopiformes, Megalopidae. Gene Ontology annotation, molecular function: insulin receptor binding; phosphatidylinositol 3-kinase binding. Bases 657 to 3803 code for a protein of 1048 amino acids. Gene Ontology annotation, biological process: insulin receptor signaling pathway. The record is from RefSeq and is a predicted model, not a curated record. The transcript has 2 exons. Gene Ontology annotation, cellular component: plasma membrane; cytosol.
AACAGGCACGGCGCCUUGUUUUGGUAGCUGUGGACCCGCAAACUGAAGGGAUGAGAAAAAAAUGGAAUUACGGCGCAUUCAAUCGGUAUUGCACAUUGUUGCGUCCCAGGACUAUUUUUAAUUUGAUAGUCAGGUAUAUAUUGUGAUUGUGCUUUUGUGAUUUGCACUUUUUACAUUUGCAGGGAUAUUGACUGAAUUAGCUAGCUAACUAGCUAGUUAGGUAGCUCUAUGGAGUCGUACGCGAACGGUGCUUGUUUUGAUCGUGCAUUUGGAACUCCAGACUAAAGUCAAAUUGGAAUUUCCCUUCCCUUUCAUUUCCCUUGUACUAAAUAUUUUUGAUACGAAUUGUACAUACUGCGAAUGAUUUAGCUAUAUUUUCACGCUUUGCCAUAAAGAUGUAAUGUUAACACGCCGCGAAGGUUUCGUACUCAAGCGGGCGAUUGUUUAGGUGUAGUGCUGUUACCUAAUUGGACCGUUUUAGUUCAGCUAACUUGAAUAGCUAGUUAAUGAAAUAAGGGUACGUAAACGUUUAUUUUUAUGCAUUUGAAUAAUAAGUAGCUUUGCUCGUUUUAGUUUGCUUUAUGCAAAGAAAGAGUUGCUGUUGGUAAGGUUAUUUUACUUUUGAUUAUAUAUCUAGCAACGUUUUCAUUUUCAAAAUGGCAAGCCCAACCUCAGAUCAUGGUUGUUUUUCGGAUGUGAGAAAGGUGGGUUAUUUAAGGAAACCCAAAAGCAUGCACAAGAGAUUUUUUGUCCUGCGGACUGCGAGUGUCUCGGGACCCUCGAGACUGGAAUAUUACGAAAACGAGAAAAAAUGGAGACACAAGUCCGGUGCUCCCAAAAGGUCGAUUCCAUUGGAGAGUUGCUUCAAUAUUAACAAGAGAGCCGACUCCAAAAACAAGUAUUUGGUGGCGCUGUACACCAAGGAGGAGUAUUUUGCAAUCGCAGCGGACAGUGAGCAGGAGCAAGACCUGUGGUACCAAGCGCUCGUGGACCUGCACAACAAGGGUAAAAUGCACGAGCCCGCCGGGGGCAAUGGAAUGGGGGAGGACAGUUAUGGGGACGUUGCACCGGGACCCGCCUUUAAAGAAGUCUGGCAAGUUAUUUUAAAACCAAAGGGACUGGGACAAAUUAAAAAUUUGAUUGGGAUUUACAGAUUGUGCCUAACAAAUAAAACGAUUAGCUUUGUGAAACUGAACUCGGACGCAGCAGCCGUGGUUUUGCAGCUUAUGAACAUCCGGAGAUGUGGUCAUUCUGAGAAUUUCUUUUUCAUCGAAGUGGGGAGAUCCGCAGUUACGGGACCCGGAGAGUUCUGGAUGCAAGUGGACGAUUCUGUUGUCGCACAGAAUAUGCACGAAACGAUUUUGGAGGCCAUGAAAGCAAUGAGUGAUGAGUUUCGCCCAAGGAGUAAAAGUCAGUCUUCCUCCAACUGCUCCACUCCCAUAUCGGUGCCUCUGAGAAGGCACCACCACAACAACCCACCCCCCAGCCAGGUUGGGCUCGGCAGGAGGUCCCGGGCAGAGAGCGUUACCGCCACCUCUCCAGCUGCCCCAGGGAAGCAAGCUCAUUCGUUCAGAGUGAGAGCCUGCAGUGACGGCGAGGGCACCAUGUCCAGACCGGCCUCUGUGGACGGCAGCCCGGGCAGCCCUAGCUCCGUGCGGACGCACUGUCAGCGGCACCGGGGCGGCUCCCGGCUCCACCCGCCUCUCAGCCACAGCAGGUCCAUCCCCAUGCCCUCCUCUCGCUGCUCCCCCUCUGCCAUCAGCCCUGUCAGCCUCUCCUCCAGCAGCACCAGCGGGCACGGCUCCACCUCCGACUGCGUCUACCCCCGCCGCUCCAGCGCCUCCGCCUCCGGCUCCCCCAGCGACGGUGGCUUCAUCUCUUCCGACGAGUACGGCUCCAGCCCCUGCGACUUCCGGAGCUCCUUCCGCAGCGUCACGCCGGACUCUCUGGGGCACACGCCCCCUGCCAGGGAAGAGGAGCUGAACAACUACAUGUGCAUGGCCAAGCCCGGCCUGGUGUCCAACGGGCACUGUAGCCGCCCCCACCCCCGCUGCACGCCUCCCCGCCUCGAAGAGCCAGAGCUGGAGAAGAGCUUCAGGAAGCGGACACACUCCUCAGGUGCCUCACCCCCAACCAUCUCCCACCAGAAGACCCCCUCACAGUCUUCCACUGCGUCGCUAGAGGAGUACGCACCGAUGAUGCCGACUUACAACAGGGCGUCGUCCUACAGACACUCUGCUUUCCUUCCCGCGCACUCGUACCCCGAGGAGAGCCUUGACCUGCAUCUGGAGGGCGGCAGGGUGGGGCCAGGAGACGACGGGUACAUGCCCAUGUCACCGGGUGUGGCUCCCGUGGCCCGUAAGAGCGACGACUACAUGCCCAUGAGCCCAAAAAGUGUGUCUGCACCCCAGCAGAUCCUCAGCCCGCGCCCACACUGCCGAGUGGACUCCAGUGGGUACAUGAUGAUGUCGCCUAGCGUGAGCUGCUCCCCGGAGACUGCAAACUACAGCAAAGUGUGGACCAACGGGGCCAAUCCCGUGCUGUCGGGGAGCAGCGAGGGGAAGGAGUCGUGCGGAGACUACAUCAAUAUGUCUCCUGCGAGCUGCUCUACCACCAGCACUCCACCCGAUUGCUACUUCAACCCAGUGGCAGAGCCACACAAACCCAUGCACUCUUACUACUCACUACCUCGCUCCUUUAGACACACAAACAGGAAGCAGGAGCAGAGCCCGCUGCGCCUCCCUGGGAGCUCCUGCAGGCUGGCCUAUGGGGACUCCUCCUCCUCCUCCACCAGCAGCGACAGCCUGGGAGGGCAGGGAAGCGGGCAGCUGGCUAUCAAGCCCCAGAGAGGGGAGGCGAACGGGAGGCUGAUGCGGCCAACGCGCCUCUCUCUGGAUGGCAGCAGAGCCAGCACGCUUCCGCGGGCACGGGAGAGCCCCUUCCCGCCAGCGCCCGUGAGCCCAGGAGAGUACAUCAACAUGGAGUUCAGCGACAGGCCAUUCUCCGCCAGCCUGGCCUCCCUGCUGGAGCCUGUGUUUGCGGAGGGCAGCUCUGAGAGAUUGACGCGGCACUCUUCUGAGUACAUGAACAUGGAGCUGGGGGCCCAGGGCGGCAAGCCCAACACCUCAGCCCAGGCCACAGCUUGCGCAGAUGAUGGUGCAAGCGUUGCCCCCGCUGUCUCAUCUGCACCUCCCUGUGCAGGAGCACAGACUUGUGACUACGUUCACAUGCAGCUUGGAGCCCCAUGUUGCGGUUACCCAGAGCCGCAGGUGUUGCUCAGCUACUCUGAGAUAAGUAGCUCUGCCGAGACCCCUCCCUGCUCCACAUUGCCAAGCCAGGAGGGGGCUCUGCUGAAUGACGUCUCGGGCACUGGUUGUCCUGGGCUGAUGUCAGGGUUAAGUGCUUUCACCAGGGUCAACUCUAGUCCUAACCGGAAUCAGGGUGCCAAAGUGAUCCGGGCCGACCCACAGGGCCGCAGGCGGCACAGCUCGGAGACCUUCUCGUCCGCGACCACGGCGACGGUCGGAGUGGCAGCCCCAUCCUGCUCGGAGGAUGUGAAGCGCCACAGCUCCGCCUCCUUUGAGAACGUGUGGCUGAAGCCUGGUGAGCCGGCCGCUUGUGGCAGGAGAGAGACGGCGCCAGGGACCGCCCUCCGGGCGAGCCUCAACUACAUGGAUCUGGAUCUGGUGAAGGACCAGACCCUGCCAAGGGGAGGGUCCUCUGAUGACCCCAGCACCUAUGCAAGCAUCAGGUUUCAGAAAGAAGAAGACCUGAGGAAGACUCCAGCACACAGAGAAGAAUGAAGACCUGAAUAACCCUGUACCUCCAGUCAGCCAGCCUACUCUGCCAUAAACCUCACCUCCCUCUCACCGCAAAGGUACAGCUCAGAGCUUUCAUACAGUGGCCAUUUUCCUCACAGCAAAGGUACAGCAAGAGUUUCGGGACAGUGGCCAUUUUCCUCACAGCAAAGGUACAGCACAGAGCUACAGAACAGAGGCCAUUUUCCUCACCGCAAAGGUACAGCUCAGAGCUUUCAUACAGUGGCCAUUUUCCUCACAGCAAAGGUACAGCAAGAGUUUCAGGACAGUGGCCAUUUUCCUCACAGCAAAGGUACAGCACAGAGCUACAGAACAGAGGCCAUUUUCCUCACAGCAAAGGUACAACACAGAGCUUCAAUACAACGGCCAUUUUACUCUAAGCAAAGGUACAGCAAGAGCUUCAGGACAGCAGCCAUUUUUCUCACCGCAAAGGUACAGCACAGCUCUGUGGGACACUGGCCAUUUUCCUCUUAGCAAAGGUACAGCACAGAGCGUUGGUACAACAGCCAUUUUCCUCACAGCAAAGGUACAGCAAGAGUUUCGGGACAGUGGCCAUUUUCCUCACAGCAAAGGUACAGCACAGAGCUACAGAACAGCGGCCAUUUUCCUCUAAGCAAAGGUACAGCAAGAGCUUCAGGACAGUGGCCAUUUUUUCUCACCGCAAAGGUACAGCACAGCUCUUUGGGACACUGGCCAUUUUCCUCACAGCAAAGGUGCAGCAGCCAUUCUUUUGACUGCCAAGGUACAGCACAGUUCUGCCAUACAGUGGCCAUCUUUCUGACAGCAAAGGUACAGCGCAUUUUGACGGCACAGCAGCAUUCUUCUCACAGCGAAGGCACGGUACAGUGUGACUAUGCAGUGCUGGUCUUCUCACAGCGGAGGUGCUGCAACGGUGCAACACAUGUCCUCAGCUGGUGGAGCUGUGCAUUUGGGUGAACUUGUUUACCCAGUCUCACCUCAGGACCGAGUGAACAGAAGCACACCGACACGUGUGCAGACAGACUCCACCUUCACACCUCAGUCCAUUGGUGUUUUCCGUACAGAUUUUUCAUUUUGGGGCUGUAGUGUUCAUUAUAAUAAUAAUAAUUUUAUUACUUCUGUUUUAUUAGGGAAUAAGCGAAGGCUAUCAUUUCUUGCUGGGAUUUUUAAUGAUCUUUUCUCUUAUAAUUGUUGUUAAUUUUUCAGGCAAUUGGAGCACCAUGUGACCACAUUGUUGAUGAUUCUUUAUCAGGAACAUGUUAUAUUGUCAAACCCCUUACAAAUACUCUUGCUUGGAGUGUGAGUCACAGUGUGGCAUUCAUGCCAUUUCAUUCUGCUAUACCUGGAGCAGCGCUCCACGUGAAAAAAAAAAUAAUAAUAAUAAGGUUAUCGCAUGUCAUGAGUACUGUCACAUGAGUACACACACAACCUGUUAUAUCACAUGACAGCAUAUAAUAUGAAAUGUCACGUGACUACACACAUAAUCUGAAAUGUCACAAUCACACAUGUAAUCUGAAAUGUAACAUGAGUACACAAGACAUAAGGAACAUCACCUGUGUCUUGCUCAAGAUGAGCCACUGCGUUAAAGAAAGGGCUUUAGAUCCAAUCAAAGCUCAGAACCACUGAGUGCACCACUGUGUGCUUCAUUUUGUCCACUGGUUUGCUGAGGUAUGUUAGCCUGUGCUCUUUGAUAAUUAAUAAUGACCAAUAUCCAAAGCUGAUUGUUUUAUAACUAGCUGCCCUUGUUUAAU